CCCUCGGUGCUUCCUGGCUCUGGUUAGGACACGCUGGAGCCGAGUCGGCGGCCCGUCUGGCUGGCGAGGGGCGUGGGUGGGGCGCGGCGGCGGAGGUGCGCGGCAGGGCCGGCCGUGCGCGCGGGCACUGACUCCCGGCCCUCGCAGGCGCGAUGAAGGCUCUGAUCUUAGUGGGCGGCUAUGGGACGCGGCUGCGGCCGCUGACGCUGAGCAUCCCGAAGCCGCUGGUGGACUUCUGCAACAAACCCAUCUUGCUGCACCAAGUGGAGGCGCUCGCCGCGGCAGGCGUGGAUCACGUGAUCCUGGCCGUGAGCUACAUGUCUCAAGUGCUGGAGAAGGAAAUGAAGGCGCAGGAGCAGAGGUUGGGAAUCCGAAUCUCCAUGUCUCAUGAAGAGGAACCUUUGGGGACAGCUGGGCCGCUGGCACUGGCCCGUGACCUGCUCACCGAGACUGCAGACCCUUUCUUCGUCCUCAACAGUGACGUGACCUGCGACUUCCCCUUCCAAGCCAUGGUGCAGUUCCAUCGGCACCACGGCCAGGAAGGCUCCAUCCUGGUGACCAAGGUGGAGGAGCCCUCGAAGUACGGUGUGGUGGUGUGUGAGGCAGACACAGGCCGCAUUCACCGCUUUGUGGAGAAGCCACAGGUGUUCGUGUCCAAUAAGAUCAACGCAGGCAUAUACAUCCUGAGCCCUGCGGCGCUGCGGCGCAUCCAGCUGCAGCCCACAUCCAUUGAGAAGGAGGUCUUCCCUGUUAUGGCCAAGGAGGGCCAGCUAUAUGCCAUGGAGCUGCAGGGCUUCUGGAUGGACAUUGGGCAGCCCAAGGACUUCCUGACCGGCAUGUGCCUCUUCCUGCAGUCACUGAGGCAGAAGCAGCCUGAGCGACUGCACUCGGGCCCUGGCAUUGUGGGCAAUGUGCUCGUGGACCCAAGUGCCCGCAUUGGCCGCAACUGCAGCAUCGGCCCCAACGUGAGCCUGGGCCCGGGAGUGGUGGUGGAGGACGGCGUGUGCAUCCGGCGGUGCACGGUGCUGCGCGACGCCCACAUCUGCUCCCACUCCUGGCUGGAGUCCUGCAUCGUGGGCUGGCGCUGCCGCGUGGGCCAGUGGGUGCGCAUGGAGAACGUCACCGUCCUGGGCGAGGACGUCAUUGUCAAUGACGAGCUCUACCUCAACGGAGCCAGCGUGCUGCCCCACAAGUCUAUCGGGGAGUCGGUGCCGGAGCCCCGCAUCAUCAUGUGAGGCCCCGCCCGCAGGAGCAGUGGCCCGGCGCACCCGGGGCCCGGACUUGGUGCUGUGCGUCUGCCGAGGGGUAGGCAAGGCGGAAGGGCCGCAGGCCCCCUGCCCUCCCGUGCGGACACAACCGGCAGCACCCCUGCGGGACGCACCCAGAAACCCCACUCCCCCAAGAAGGGCUGUGGCCAGGGGUGUACACAAUAAUAAUUUAAUGCUCACUGUG
Chinchilla lanigera (long-tailed chinchilla) is the source of this 1452-nucleotide messenger RNA. RefSeq names its product GDP-mannose pyrophosphorylase B (gene Gmppb). Lineage: Eukaryota; Metazoa; Chordata; Mammalia; Rodentia; Chinchillidae. The record is from RefSeq and is a predicted model, not a curated record. Gene Ontology annotation, molecular function: mannose-1-phosphate guanylyltransferase (GTP) activity; GTP binding. The transcript is spliced from 9 exons. Gene Ontology annotation, cellular component: cytoplasm. The coding region runs from base 153 to 1235 and encodes 360 amino acids. Gene Ontology annotation, biological process: cell wall mannoprotein biosynthetic process; GDP-mannose biosynthetic process.